Daphnia pulex (common water flea) is the source of this 2131-nucleotide messenger RNA. Its product is annotated as cytochrome P450 4C1-like. Gene Ontology annotation, molecular function: monooxygenase activity; heme binding; iron ion binding. Lineage: Eukaryota; Metazoa; Arthropoda; Branchiopoda; Diplostraca; Daphniidae. The record is from RefSeq and is a predicted model, not a curated record.
AUGAUAUUAAUUUCAAAUUCAAUUAUUAUGGAUUUCCAAUUCAAUGCAUUGCCAUUAGUAGGCCUAUUACAUGAUAACACGUUAUUUUCUUUAUUACGACAGUCACACCAAUUUAAUUUUGAAAUAUUGUUUUAUUUUAGCAGCACAAUUAGGCUAUAUUCUUUGGCUCAUUCCGUGAAAACAGAGCAAGUUUGUUGAUGUUGAACUCGAAAAACCCUUGAGCAUCUAAACUUUUAUAUUUGUUGUUCUUUCAAACCGGAUUUUUAUUUUUAUUGGGUAGCUACUCCAGCAUCGCUCCGGUUUAGAUUUGAAACUCGUUUGACGACCGGCUAAAUUUAUUUUUACAUUAGCCUACGUUAACAUUACAAAAAAACGCAGCCUGUACAGUUUCUGCGCAGCUUUCACAGCUUCCAGUCUUGUGUGUACGAUUGUUCAUCGCAGGCCAUGUUGAACGUAUUGCAGUACUGUCUCGUUACAGUCUUCUAUACUGUAGGAUUGAUCCUUGCUAUCAUCACAGGAUGGUGGGUGUACAUUCGUACUUCCCCUUUCCAUCGACUCGUCAAUCAAAUUCCUGGCCCCAGAUCUUACCUUCCCAUAUUUGGAAAUCUGUUUGAGUUUUCUGGAGGACUGGAUGAUUUACUUCGUAUAUUUCAUGAGAAAUGGCCCCGGAAAUAUGGCGACAUUUAUCGAGUUUUUCUUGGUCCAAACUGCCACAUUUUUACAUCGUCCCCUGAACUGCUGGAGGAAAUUUUAACUAGUCAGAAAAUCAUUGAAAAAGGUAAACCAUACAAACAGUUGAUUCCUUGGUUAGGCCAAGGACUUCUUGUAAGUUCCGGGGAACUGUGGAGAUCACGACGUAAAUUAUUAACGCCGGCAUUUCAUUUUUCAAUUUUGAACAACUUUGUCAAAGUUUUCAACGAGCAAAGCCUCGUCCUCUGUGGGAUUUUCGAGGAAAUCUGCCAAUCCUCCACAGAUGGAAAGGGAGAGAUAGACGUUGACCCAUAUAUUUCAAGAUGUUCAUUGGACAUGAUAUGCGAAGCUGCGAUGGGGACGAAAAUAAACGCACAAACAGAAAUUUCUGAUUACGUAACGGCAGUUUACAGAAUGGGACAACUAAUGGUCGAACAGUUUCUACAGCCGUGGUUAAGAAAUCCCACAAUAUUCUCACUUUCUCCCCUGGGACGAGAACACAAUCGACUGUUGAAAACUCUUCAUGGCUUUACUAAAGAAGUGAUCCACAGAAGACGGGAAAUCUUAAAUUCAAGAAAGCACUUGCUGGAAACUAACCCGACAGAAUUUGAAACCAGAAACCAGCUAGCACUGCUCGAUUUACUGAUUACAGCUUCCGAUGACGGCCAAGUUCUCUCCAAUCAGGACAUUCAAGACGAAAUUGACACUUUCAUGUUUGAGGGUCACGACACGUCGGCCUCAAUGAUGGGAUGGUUUCUCUACUUAAUGGCAGUGAACCCAGAAUGCCAGGAAAAAGCGUACAACGAAUUACAAGAUGUCUUUGGGAAGUCGGAAAGCGAAUGCACUCAAGAGGAUAUUCCCAAUUUGAAGUAUCUUGAAUGUUGCAUCAAGGAAACAUUGCGGAUGUACCCCAGCAUAGCUGGAUUUGAAAGACAUGUCCAAGAAGAUAUUCGAAUCGGGAAUUAUUUGAUACCUGCCGGUUGUUCGGUGGGAUGUCUAGCUUUAACUACGCAUAAAAAUUCCAAAUGUUUCCCAGACCCUUUAGUUUUCAAGCCAGAGCGUUUCUUGCUUGACCAGGCCGUUGGCCGACAUCCGUACGCUUACAUACCAUUUAGUGCUGGACCUCGCAACUGUAUCGGUCAAAGAUUUGCAAUGUUGGGCAAGAUCGUGUUAUCGAAUCUUCUCCGGCGAUUUAAAUUCGAGCAAUCACCCAACGCAACGGCUCCGAUUCCUUCAUUCCAGAUAACCCUGAAAUCGUUAACCGGGAUUCAUUUAAGCGUCUCUUGUCGUUGAAGACACUUUUCAUGAAAAGUAGUAAGAGCAUGGAGUAUUAGACAGCUGAAUCUCAAUUCCAGAAACAUCUAUUUCUCCAAGCAUAGUACAAGCUCUUUGGUGUAAUAUAAGUCUACCAAGUUGACAGAUAAAUUUAUUGUUGAUUGAA